Neurospora tetraspora is the source of this 1238-nucleotide messenger RNA. RefSeq names its product 26S proteasome regulatory subunit. Gene Ontology annotation, cellular component: proteasome regulatory particle, lid subcomplex. NCBI's taxonomy places the organism in Eukaryota, Fungi, Ascomycota, Sordariomycetes, Sordariales, Sordariaceae. The coding region runs from base 121 to 1137 and encodes 338 amino acids. Gene Ontology annotation, molecular function: proteasome binding; metallopeptidase activity; protein binding. The transcript is spliced from 3 exons. The record is from RefSeq and is a predicted model, not a curated record. Gene Ontology annotation, biological process: proteasome-mediated ubiquitin-dependent protein catabolic process; protein deubiquitination.
CCACCGACUUUUGCGCGACGUCAUCUAGUCCCAAGGAACGACGCCAGUAAUAAUACUCCAUCUCCCGAAAUAUAGCUACCUCCAUAAUACGACACUUUUCAACCAACACACACAUCCAAGAUGGAUCGCAUGCGCAGCUUGUUGGGCGGCGGCCUGGGAAUGGGCGGUGCCACUGCGCCAGGAGCCGACAACACCAACCUCAUCGAUAACUCCGAAACCGUCUACAUUUCCUCCCUAGCCCUCCUCAAGAUGUUACGCCACGGUCGCGCCGGUGUGCCCAUGGAAGUCAUGGGCCUGAUGCUGGGCGAGUUCGUCGAUGACUUUACCGUUCGCGUCGUCGAUGUGUUUGCCAUGCCCCAAAGUGGUACUGGUGUCAGUGUAGAGGCUGUCGACCCCGUCUUCCAGAUGAACAUGAUGGACAUGCUCAGGCAAACGGGAAGACCCGAGGCCGUCGUUGGCUGGUACCACUCGCAUCCCGGUUUUGGCUGCUGGCUUUCGUCGGUUGAUAUCAACACUCAGCAAAGUUUCGAACAGCUCAACUCCCGUGCGGUCGCUGUGGUUAUUGACCCUAUCCAGUCCGUCAAGGGAAAGGUUGUGAUCGACGCUUUCCGCCUCAUCAACCCCCAGUCGCUCAUGCUGGGCCAGGAGCCCCGCCAGACGACAUCCAACUUGGGCCAUCUCAACAAGCCUUCCAUUCAAGCGCUCAUUCACGGCCUGAACAGGCACUACUACUCGAUCGGCAUCAACUACCGCAAGACGGCCUUGGAGGAGAACAUGUUGAUGAACCUGCACAAGCACGUUUGGACCGAGGCCCUCGAAAUGGAGGACUUCCGCUGCGAGGGCCAGAGGACGAAGGAGAGACUCGACCGCCUGGUCAGCCUUGCCGAUGGCUACGAGAAGAGAGUCAAGGAGGAGACAGAGUUGACCAAGGACCAACUCAAGACACGCUAUGUCGGCAAGCUGGAUCCCAAGAAGCAUUUGGAGGAUGUCGGCCAGCAACUUAUCGAAGACAACAUUGUCGCCGUUUCCAGGCAGAUGAUCGACAAGGAGGCGACCAUUGCGAAGAAGGAUACCCCCGCCGGGGCCAACGGCACCACACAAGGCGACCAGAUGGAGGUUGAGGAGGAGCAGCUAUAGGUACCUACCUAACCAAAAGGACAAGCAUGCAUGACGAUUUCUUUCGCAGGCGCAUACCUCCUACAUGUGAUUUUGUAUGACUAGGCGUUAGGCAUAAGGGU